CCAUAGAUGCAGACCUGCUAUUAUCAUUACAAACCUAAACCCGGGCCCACGACCCAAGGGCCUUGAACGCUGCAACAGUCAACUGGGUCUUUUGCUUAAAAGCUUGUAAAUGCUCGCCACACAAAAACUCCCAACAGCGCACCAGCGGCGGGGUGGAUGCCCUGCCGGGUCACAAAGAGCGACACGAGCGCGUUGUGUUCGCGUGAUGGCUGCGCACCCGGCCGCCUACGCAUGGAUUGAGGAGCACCUGGGCAGCAAGGUGGUGAAGGAGAGCCUGGUUUCCUCAUCCGGUUGGAGCAGCGCCUACGUGGUGGACACGCAGGACGGAAAGCGCUAUUUCGUCAAGACGGCUCUGGGCCGCGAUGAGGCCAUGUUUAAGGGGGAGGCGCUGGGGCUGCAGGCCAUGUACGAUACCAACACGAUGCGUAUCCCCAAGGUGUUCCACUACGGCCCACUGGCGGGUGCGGGUCGUGGUGGCAGCUUCAUCGUGAUGGAGCACCUGGACAUGGCGCGCGGGCGGCUGGCCAUGCGGGAGCUGGGCCGGCGAUUGGCGCUCAUGCACCUGGCUGUGCCCAAGGAGGAGCACGCAGCGGCUGGCCAGUUCGGCUUCCCCGUGGACAACACCAUUGGCGGCACACCGCAGGCCAACGGCUGGAUGUCUGACUGGGUGGUGUUCCUGCGCGACCGCCGCCUCAUGCCGCAACUCAAGAUGGCGGGCGACUCCAGACUGAUGAGGAUGGGCGAGAAGCUGUGCUCCAACCUGUCAUCCCAUUUUGAGGGGAUUGAGGUGAAGCCCAGCAUCCUGCACGGCGAUCUGUGGUCAGGUAACAUCGGCGCAGUGGGGGAAGAGCCCACCAUCUUCGACCCGGCCUGCUACUACGGCCACCACGAGGCAGAGUUCGGCAUGAGUUGGUGUGCAGGCUUCAGCCCCGACUUCUACGCCGCCUACCACGAGCUCAUUCCUUGCGCCCCUGGCUUUGAGCAGCGCGCCGAGAUCUACCGCCUGUACCACUACCUCAACCACCUCAAUCUGUUUGGGGACUCGUACUACAGCCAGUGCGCCUCCAUCCUGCAGCGCCUCACGUGAAAGGGGGCUGCCGGGAGUGGCUGUUCCGGCAAACUGUGCCAAACGUGCACUUGCAGUAUUUCGUUUAGAUGCUGCAAAUUGUUAGUACGCGAUUCGGGAGGGGUAGGCCUUGCAUAACAGUGACGCAGGUGAGGACCAUGGCAGCAUUCCGGCACUGUGGGGUCAGGACAGAGCUCGAGACAGAAGGGUGGCUGAAAUGCUGUAUUAGCGGCUAGGCAGGCACGUUUAAAUGUGGGUUAGCCUUGUCAUGGCUUGGUGGCACGACCUAGCACUUCACGUGGUGUUCCAUGUUACAGCCGUACUGAAGGCUGUCUCUUUAAUUUGGCGCCAAAG
Molecule: messenger RNA, 1420 nt
Organism: Chlamydomonas reinhardtii
Lineage: Eukaryota; Viridiplantae; Chlorophyta; Chlorophyceae; Chlamydomonadales; Chlamydomonadaceae
Exons: 10
Coding region: 110-1087 (325 amino acids)
Source: RefSeq, a predicted model, not a curated record